Molecule: messenger RNA, 270 nt
Organism: Fonsecaea multimorphosa CBS 102226
Lineage: Eukaryota; Fungi; Ascomycota; Eurotiomycetes; Chaetothyriales; Herpotrichiellaceae
Exons: 1
Coding region: 1-270 (89 amino acids)
Source: RefSeq, a predicted model, not a curated record
AUGUCCGCCCUCAAGAAAUACGUCCCCUCAUUCCUCCUGCCGACCGACCACCCCCAAAAGCCCGGGCGCAUCUACGACGUGCCUCUCCGGAGACCGCUCUUCCACAAGGCCCAGCCGGGCAACGAGCACAGCGCCACCGCUGAGGCCAGCCGCAACAACAGCGUCGCGAGCGAGGAACAGCGCAGGAGAAGUUCCGCCGCUGAAUCGAGGAGGGAGAGCUGGCAUCCCGGCAUGGCCUUUGAGGGGUUGAAGGCGAAAUUGCACCUUUAA